AAGAAUCAGAGAUUGGCGAGCGAAGAAGAAUCUCUGGAUCUAGAGCAGAAAACAUAUAAAAUGGAUUAUUUAUACUAUAACCUUCAUGUUAAUGAAAAGAACGAUAUAUUCUGACAAUGCAAUGAUGUAGAAACGAUGUAUCAGAACUACCGGACAUUUUCGAGAGACAAGAACAAAUAGACUAGUGAUAUAAGUGUUCCGCCGGAUAAUAUAGAUUGUUGUUAACUACAGCAAGACAUUAUUGAAGUAAAUACACAAUGGCUGCAAUUGAAAAAAGACGGAUGUACUUGAUCCUGUUGAUUAAUAUUGGAAAUACAUUUAUAAUCUUUAAAGGUGUAUCUGCCUAUAAACAUCUCGGUUGUUACCCAUCUACUGUUCAAAGUCAUGACGCCACACGUUCCAAUGCAAACAUGACAGUAGACACUGGAGUUGAAGAAUGUCGAGACCGUGGCUACCCAUUUGCGGGAUUACAAGGGGCGAAGUCCUACUGCUCCGACAUCUACAACAUUUCAGCGACACGUGGACUUGAUUCAGAAUGCGGUACAAAAUGUCCAGGCAGCGGGCCGGGUAGCAAUGCCACGUGUGGAGGCACUACACACAUCGACCUUUACUACACGGUUACCGGAGCCCCUAUAGACACAGACAACGAUGGCGUCAACCUGAGACCAACAGACCUUAAUUGGGAACGUGCUAGAAGGGAGUGUGUCAAGCAGGACAACGAUCUUCUUGUUUUCACUGGCUCAAAUACAACGCAAAUUGAAACUGCCCUGAAUACCACUCUUGGACUGCUUGAUUCUGUUGGAUUUCCGGACGAGGAGGUGUGGAUUGGAAUAUACCAACAUGGUGACAUAUUUCACAGCACCAACGAAUAUCAGACAUACAUCCACUCGGCGUAUGUGAAUACAUGGGAUACGGGCAACAAUACGAUGGACUACAAGUGUGUCAUUGUAGAUGGCUACCACAGGAGCCUCAAGACUGAAUCGUGUGGGCUCAGCAAUUGGUUUAUGUGUGCUAAGCCUUUAGACCCUGACACUCUAACACCGCCUCCAACACCAGCUCCGUAUAUUCCCUGGCAACAGCAAAUCUAUCUGUUCUUUCAAGAUUCAAAUAAUGUCGUAAUGUGUCUCGUACUCCCAUUGCUAGGAUGUUGCUAUGGAGGAUCAUGUCUGAUAUACUUGUUCGCUAAACUGUGCAAGGCUUGUCGACAGCGAAAACGCAGGGCUCUUUUUGUUGAGAACCAAACAACGGAACCUACAGUUGGCACUGGCUAUACCAAAAUAAACACUGACUUUUAUAAUGGUGCAACUAUGGAUGCAUGCGAUAACAAGUCUCUCUUGGCUAAUGACUCGAUGCUUCACAUUGAGGAUGGCUAUGUCGCUAAGGAGUAUAACGAUGACGACCAGGCACCACAUGAUAGUUUAGAAGGUUCAACAACCUCAACGACCGCUCUACUUGAAAAAGAAAGCAUGUCACGAAAAUCUGCUAAAGACAACGAGAUUGAUGAAGGUUUACAGGAAGUACCAGGUGCGAUUACGCCUCGUGAGGAUAACGUGGUUGCCACAGAGAAUGAAACGAUAAUUGACAAUGACAAAGCUAGUAAAACUAAAAAGAAAAAGGUAGGCAAGGGAAAGAAAGCAAAAGCAGCAGCAAGUGCUGUAUCGAAAUUAUCAAAACGAAGUAAAGCGGGAAGUCGAGCUAAAUCUAACACAUCUAUGGCAAUUGAAGAAGAUGGUGGUGAAGCAUCUACUCCUACAAAGGAAAAGAAAAAGAAGAAAGAUAAAGACGAAACGUCUGAUAAAGAUGAGUCAAAGAUUACUAAAAAGAAAAAGAAGGGUCAAGAGAGCAAGGUGGCGGCAGAUAGUCCGACGGAAGCCGCUAUUAAGAAAUCAAAGCGCAAACUAAAGGCCGCUGCAGCCGCCGCAAUCGCCGUAACAGCGACAGAAACAGAAAAGUCAGAGAAGAAUUUCGAAGAACUUGAAGAGGAAAAGAAGACACCAAAGAAGGGAAAGAAAAAGGCAAAACGGUCUGAUUUAUCAGCUAAAGCAAGCGAUAAAAAAUCACAAUCAGUACGGUCAACUGAUUCAGGGUUUGAGGAGCCGACCGAAGCACAAAGCAAAAAAGAAAAGCCGAAGGAAAUCAGAGAGGAAUCACGUGAUGAUCUCCGCGAAGCAGAUGAUAUUAUUCAAGACCUGGAUAAAGACUUCCAGCCAAAGAAAAGGAAACAGUCUGCUGACAUAGUUCAUAUACCAGGGCCGCCAAAAGCUGGCCGACGCCAAGAUCGGGGUGGCUCCGCGAACGCCUACGUACCAUCGAUGAUGGAAAGAUCAUAUUCUUCAGGAAAUGAUUUUAGUGACAUACGCCGACCUCGAACGCCAGUCACAAUGUCAGAUAUUCUUGCUGCUAACGCUGGUGCACGUGGUGAAGGCACGGGUCAAGCGUGGGGUGAUGGUGGUGGGGAACCUGUAAACUUAACAGAUGUUCCGAUUCGUGAAAUACUGCGACUCAAAGCUAUGGUCAAGGAGGCGUCUGGAGAGCAGUCAGCGCCGAGGCGACCGAAGCGUCGAGUGAUAGCGUCAUAGAGUGACAAUGAGUCGCAACACAAUCAAUUCACAAUUCAAUCACAGCAAUUUUAGGCUGAUGACCUACUCAUUAAAAGGAUGAUAGUUCUGUGAUAAAUCCGUCCAAAUGAUAGUAUAAUGCAUCAUUAUAGCCGGUGAAACGUAUCUUAUUCCCCGUCCCGGAGAUUACUAGCCUACUCCCUUUUCAUAUGGCUUGGAGUGGCUCUUACUGGAAAUAAACAAAACGUGAAAAAUGUUGUAAUUAAGAACUGUUAAAACCAAUAGAGGAGAGAAAUUAAACUCUUGGAACACGCAUUCCUGAUAUUCCUGAUACAGGAAUCAAAAUAUACUCCUUUCCAUAAGUUUGGCAACAGGAAUUCCCCUUUGGGAUUAUUUAUUAAAGCUUAUACAUGUUUGGCGAUUUAUAAUAAUUCAUCAAAUUUUGUUAUUUCCCGAAUUUUUGUAACUCAGGAACACACUGGCAGACUUUGAUACAUCCAUGUUUGCUAUCCAAAGAAAACCUCUUCCGAUUCCCAAACUUAUGGAUGAGAGUGUACAUGCGUUACACUUAGUUCGAACUAUCACAAUGAUGUAGUUUCUAUCUAGCUGAACAAAGCUGAAUUAAUAGAUGUCACUACUGGCAUUAGUUGUUUUAGUUGGGCCAGACUGUCAUUUACAAUGUUAAAAGCUUGCAAUAGUCACUUA
Messenger RNA from Owenia fusiformis, 3263 nucleotides. The record is from the annotation of a GenBank genome assembly. NCBI's taxonomy places the organism in Eukaryota, Metazoa, Annelida, Polychaeta, Sabellida, Oweniidae.